AGGAAUUGUCAUUGCCCCGAACUGGUGGCUGAAGAUCAUUGCCCUCAUGCCCUACAGUAAACAAAAGAGUUCUAUUACCCUUGGCAUAUACGGUGGAAUGGUAGCAGGUGCCACUAUUAUCGUUGCCAUCAGAAUCCUUUGUUUAUUUCUGACUUUUAUUCGAUCAUCAGAGAUGCUUCACGAUAAGAUGUUAAUCGCUAUCCUCAAGUCCCCCGUAUUUUUCUUUGAUACCAAUCCAGUUGGACGAAUGAUGAAUCGCUUCUCUAAAGACAUUAGUACCCUAGAUGACCUACUCCCCUUCCAGUUUGUGUUAUCUAUUGAAUCUUUCUUCCAAUAUUUUGGAGUCGUCACACUUACUUGCAUUGUGAACCCUUGGUUUGUUCUUGUCAUUGCCCCCACGGUGUUCUUGUUCUUAAUCAUUUGUCAUCUUUAUCUAAAAACUGCUCGUGAACUCUCAAGAAUGGAAGCGAUAAACUGCAGCCCAUUAUAUGAACACGUCUCUGAGACCAUGAAAGGAUUAGAAGUCAUUCAUUCAUUGGAAAAGGAGAAUUCUAGCCUGGAAAAAUUGCAUGAGAAACAGGAUCUGUACACAAGAUCAUUGUCUUUGGAAAUAGCCACAAGUCGCUGGGUUAGCUUGUACGUAGAUCUUCUUAGCAGUGCGUUUCUAACUACAAUAGGAUUUGGGACGUUAUUUCUGUCUUUAGAUCCAGCUUCAACUGGUAUGCUUAUGACAUUUAUCAUUUCGACGGUCAGAAUCUCUUCACGCAGCAUUCGUGGCGCCACUGUAGUCGAGAGCCAAAUGGUAUCGGUAGAAAGAAUUCAAAGCUAUACCAAACUUAGCUCAGAACCAGGAUACGAUAGACAAGCUGAGGUGCCAACCAACUGGCCGAGUCAGGGUGCUAUAAGUCUGCGCGGAGUUUCCCUGUAUUACAUUGAUGGCGGACCUUCUAUAUUAAAAGACAUCAACAUCGAUGUUCAGGCGCAGGAGAAGAUCGGUAUUGCAGGACGUACUGGUGCAGGAAAGUCAUCCCUAAUAGCGGCCUUAUCUCGUAUGCCGGAUCCCGAAGGCCAGGUACUUGUGGAUGGUAUAGAUCUUGGUACCAUUAAUGUGCAAGAUGCUCGUAGAGCAAUGGCGGUCAUUACGCAAGAGCCUUUUCUGUUUAAAGGCAGUCUGAAGAACAAUCUGGAUCCUUUUGACCAAUUCACCGAAGAUGAAAUCUGGUCAACGCUAAAAGCAGUACAGCUUAUCGAGUGCGUACAGAAACUUGAUGGUCUACUGGAACACUCGUUUGGAGAAGGAGGAUCAGGUUUCAGUGCUGGGGAGCGACAAAUGUCGUGUCUUGCUCGUGCAUUGCUUCAGCGGCGUAAAAUCCUUGUACUGGACGAAGCAACAGCUAAUGUGGAUUACAAUACAGAUCAGCGUCUUCAGCAUGUCAUCCGAAAUACCUUCUCUAGCUGCACCGUGCUCACCAUUGCACAUCGAUUGAAUACAAUCUUGGAUUACGAUAGGGUAGUUGUUCUGGACGGAGGUCACGUGGUUGAAAACGACAGGCCAGAUGUUCUUGCAACAAGAAGUAAUGGUGUUUUUGCCAAACUACUACGAGAUCAUGACGGUCAAGUUCUGCCCUAGGAAGUAUUAUCUGAGCAUAACGAAUCAGAUUCUUCAAACUUAUAAUCAUUCUAAUUUGGUUGUAAUUCUAAGACCAGAAAGAAUGAUUUCAUAACAAAAAAGUCAAUAUUUUCUGAAACUGCUUUACACGUCGGGCUAGAGGGCUAAACAAUGUCUCAUUUUGGUAUUUCAUUAAAAUUUCUCGAAACUUGG
Messenger RNA from Actinia tenebrosa (Australian red waratah sea anemone), 1822 nucleotides. Its product is annotated as ATP-binding cassette sub-family C member 4-like. Gene Ontology annotation, biological process: transmembrane transport. Lineage: Eukaryota; Metazoa; Cnidaria; Anthozoa; Actiniaria; Actiniidae. Gene Ontology annotation, molecular function: ATP binding; ABC-type transporter activity; ATP hydrolysis activity. Gene Ontology annotation, cellular component: membrane. The record is from RefSeq and is a predicted model, not a curated record.